CACGAGAUUGUCGUCACUUUCCAUGCCUUCUCCUGCCAUCGACCGCCAUGACCAGCUCCAGCACAGGAGACCAGGCAGGCAACUACUUUCAGACCGAUGUAUCCUUGGCUGAAAGUGAUCGGAAACGCCAGAAGGCAGCAAACACGCAGGGGGAUCCAGUCAAAUUCCCCACAAAGCUGCUAGCCGCCGGUGUCAACUACUAUCUCGAUGCUACUGGAGAUGUUGUUUUUGUCGCCGAGGCAGGGGGCUCGGUCACGAGCCUGCGGUUAUCCACCAACGAGAUCUCCACGACACCGAAAGGCCCUCAGGCACCCCUGACCAGUCUUGCAUUUCACAUAACGCAACCCAGCGCAGGACCUGCCCCUGUCACUCACGUCUUCGCUGGCUGCUGGGACAAAUCCAUAUGGAAAUAUUCGUUCCAAGGACCUACAAUUAUCGAUCAAACCUCGUUCCCUGCUCAUCAAGACUUUGUGAAAUGCCUUCUAAUUGUCCGGACUCCAGAUAAACAAGAUAUCUUGAUCUCAGGGGGAGCUGACGGAGACGUGCGUCUUUGGGCGCUAGACGGACGACCUCUUGGCUCCAUCAAACCCAAUGCCCGAGGCAUCGAGUGUCUUGUCCUAGACCCUCUUUCGUCACCCGAUUCCCCUAUUGUGAUGCUUUCGACCUCCAAGCAGGAAAUCUUCUCAUUUCCCGUCCCUGCGCUGUCAAAUAACACUGCGCACAAAUUUCAACUGUCUUCCCCGAUCAUGGCACAUGCCACGAGUGUGUACAAGCUGCACUUUGAUGAAGACGGAGAUCUAUGGACAGCCUCAGCUGACAAAACUGCCAAACAUCUCGUAAGGGAAGAGGGAUGGAAGGUUGAUACCACACUGACACACCCCGACUUUGUGCGAGAUGUGGUGACGCACGAUAAGUAUGGCUGGGUGGUAACGGCCUGCAGAGACGAGAAUGUGCGUGUGUGGAACAAGGCGACAGGUGACCUCCACCACGUUUUCACCGGGCACUAUGAAGAGGUCACAGGACUCUCACUGGUCCGGGAUCUGGUCAUUAGCGUCAGCAUUGACGCGACCCUUCGCAGAUGGAGUCUGGCCCCUGCGGAUCUAAACAAGGCGGUGGACGAGGCCAAGAACCCCCGACUUCUCGAACAAGAACCUGAACCCAAUGCAGACCUAGGGAUGCUGACAGAGGAGGAGGAAGCGGAACUGCGGGCGCUGAUGGAGGCCGAAGAGCAAGAGGUGCUGGAGAAGAUGGCCAACGACGAGCAAUAGGCCCUGCCUUGCGCAGCCUUGCCUUAUCAGUCUAUGGGCGGCCCCACGUGCCCAACCCCAGAUUAGCUAAGCAGGCUGAUAGAACUGAUAGACUGAUAUGCCCAAAUGCUUGGCUGUGAUUGGCUGCCCUGCCACCUCCC
Cladophialophora immunda is the source of this 1408-nucleotide messenger RNA. RefSeq lists its product as uncharacterized. Bases 48 to 1268 code for a protein of 406 amino acids. Gene Ontology annotation, cellular component: cytoplasm; nucleus. The record is from RefSeq and is a predicted model, not a curated record. Lineage: Eukaryota; Fungi; Ascomycota; Eurotiomycetes; Chaetothyriales; Herpotrichiellaceae. Gene Ontology annotation, biological process: ubiquitin recycling; proteasome-mediated ubiquitin-dependent protein catabolic process. Gene Ontology annotation, molecular function: ubiquitin binding. The transcript is spliced from 2 exons.